Messenger RNA from Malassezia globosa CBS 7966, 216 nucleotides. RefSeq lists its product as uncharacterized. The record is from RefSeq and is a predicted model, not a curated record. Gene Ontology annotation, biological process: vacuolar acidification; proton transmembrane transport. Gene Ontology annotation, molecular function: proton-transporting ATPase activity, rotational mechanism. NCBI's taxonomy places the organism in Eukaryota, Fungi, Basidiomycota, Malasseziomycetes, Malasseziales, Malasseziaceae. The coding region runs from base 1 to 216 and encodes 71 amino acids. Gene Ontology annotation, cellular component: vacuolar proton-transporting V-type ATPase, V0 domain. The transcript has 3 exons.
AUGUCAGGCUGGACAACGAUCUGGGUACUUUUUGCGGCCAUUCUGACAGGCGCUGUUUCUUGGUACACGACACCGAAAGGACCAAAUCAACUCUUGAUCCGAACCAGCGUGAUCAUGGUGCUGGCAUGCUGCUAUAUGAUGUGGGCGUGCGCAUACCUUGCGCAACUUCAUCCGUUGAUACAGCCAAAACGAGGUGAUGUACGUUUCUUUGACUAG